Messenger RNA from Serpula lacrymans var. lacrymans S7.9, 1035 nucleotides. RefSeq lists its product as uncharacterized. Bases 1 to 1035 code for a protein of 344 amino acids. The record is from RefSeq and is a predicted model, not a curated record. The transcript is spliced from 3 exons. NCBI's taxonomy places the organism in Eukaryota, Fungi, Basidiomycota, Agaricomycetes, Boletales, Serpulaceae. Gene Ontology annotation, molecular function: nucleic acid binding; zinc ion binding.
AUGUCACUUGACUCCACACCAGAGAACAAGCAGGCGGAUUCUACAAAGCCAGAACAUGUUGGCUACAUAGUUGCAUCAGACAUCUACAACAAAAACAAAUUUGAAGACUUCGCAGCAGAAGGUCAACCAAUACCACCUCCCACACCACAGAUACUUCCCACAGCACCCAAUUCAUUGCCAAUUCCACCAACGCGCACCAUAUCCAAUGCUGCAGCUACCAAAACUACCAAGUUUGGACAAAUAGACAAUUCUGAUGGAAUGCCCGAUCAAGCCAACGAAUGGAUGUUAUCAGCCAAAGCAUAUUUUGACGUAAAUGACACCAUCUAUGACUCAGACAGAAAAAAGGUUUUUGAAGCACUUUCUCACAUGAAAGAGGGGGCAGCCCUGGCAUGGGAAGAAACCAAAUUAACAGAAUACAUAGGAUCAGCAAAAUACCCAAAAUGGACGGACUUUGAAACUGACUUUAAUGGGACAUUCAUUAUUGCGGAUGUAAAAGGAGCGGCCAGCGCUGCCCUCAUGACAAUGAAAAUGGAAACAGGGGGAAAAGCAGUAAAAUUCAACUCUUGUUUCAUGGUAGAAGCACGGAAGAGUGGCUUAAACGAUGGAGGACUGAUCAUGGUGUAUAAAAGAUGGAUGAGCACUGUUUCUGGCCUAGAUGCCAACUGGACAAACUCAAACAGCAUUAGUGAAGGAAAAUGGGGAAAGAAGGGAGAAAAGAAGAAAGAGGAAAAAGGAGGAAGAAGCCAAUUAUCCUCGGUGAAAUGUUUAACCAAAAACAAAGAAGACUUGCUCAAAAGAGAUGGGCAAUGCUUUAUAUGCAAAGAACAAGGAUAUAUCUCACAAUUCUGUCCAGAAAAGAAGAAAGGAAAACAACCAGACCAAAGAAUUAGGAUGGCAGAAGUUGCAGAAAAGGAUGAAACAGAAACAGUGGUGGAAGAUGGAAAAGGAAUUUCUCACAUCCUCAAAAUGUGGAGAGAACUCAAUGAAGCAGACCAAGCCAGCGCCAUUGAUGGAUUGGAAAAGGAGGGUUUUUGA